CAUACAGCGUUCGGACCUGUAACUCUCUGGAGGAUGUCGACAACUAUGUCCAACGUCGGUAUCCGCUCUUGUUCCAGAGCAACCCCCGCUGAUGCGUCUGCGUAGGUCCAUCCUCCUGUCGAGGAAAUGGCAUACACGCGGGAUGAGGUACGGGGCGAUUCCCCACUAGGACUACGAACACCCCUGCAGCCAACUCUCUCUGCCCGCAUCCCGCUGGAACUCUUCGAAGAGACCAUCGAUUUCAUGGACCGGCCCGCGCUCCUCGGCGCGGCACUGGUGUGCGCGGCAUGGUACCCCCGCGCUAUGCACAACCUCUUUUCCACAGUCUGGCUACGCGAUCGCACGCAGUUCAUGUCACUUGCGAAGCUAGCGCACGCGUACCCGCGCGUCAGGAGCUGGCUCGCGACCACCCGCAAGCUGGGAGCGGUAGAUCUGAACUUGACCGACCACGAACUAGGAUGGAGGCUGAAGACCGGUCCCUUCCUCCACGCCGUGCCUCUUGUCUUCGGCCGCAUGAUGUCGGGCUUGCGAUCCUUACACGUUGAGGGGGGUGUGCAUCCUCACAUGCUCCCGAAGUUCUGCCUCGCCCUGUCCCAAUUCAAGACUAUCAAGUCACUCAGCCUGCGCAUCGCGACGCUGAACAGCGUCUCGCGGAUUCUAUGGAUCAUCUCUUCGUUCCCGCAACUCACAGACCUCCACUUGUACCGCGACAUCUUCUUUGGCAUACCGCCAUGUUGGGACGAUACAAGACCUAGUGAUUUCGAGCCUGGUUGCGAUAUCCGGCUUCGUCGCCUCCAGAUCGACAUGGACGAGGACGAUGUUCGUUUGCCGGGCGCAGUUGUCGACUGGCUCGUGAGGUUGGGCGCUUGCACCUCGCUUGAUGACCUGACAGUCUGCUGGGGUGAGAGACCCACACGGUCGACGGUUCUUGGAUACGUCAACAGUAUCCUCAGAGCAGCCGGACCAUCUCUGACUCGAUAUCUCGAAGACGCCGACUUGGUCGUAUAUACGGAUAGCGAGCAGCAUGCAAAUCUCGUGCAUAACACCAGCUUAGGGAGCAUAGAUUUUGGGCUGGUCCUCGUCGAGGACAACAAAUCUACUGAGAGCUGGUCUGGGCUAUUGGAUAACUUGACUAGUAUCCUUGCCACAGUCCGAAGCCGUCAGCUGGAGCACAUAUCCAUGUUGUUCCAGUUCCAAUUCAUCAUUACCAACGACGCGCUUCGACUCGACAGUCUCCGAAACGUCCUGGAGAACCUGGACCUGAUGGGCCUGCACGACGUCAUGCGCCGAUCCUACUUCGAACGAUUGAAGGACGUGGAGAUGCUGAUAAUAGCAAACAAUCCGGUACUGCAUCCUGUGAGCGAGGCCCACAUAGAAGACGCCCGUCAAGAGCUCCUCGCUAUGUUCCGUGCCUUGCUCAUGCCGUGGUGUGACCGCAAUGUAGUUAACCUCUCCGUCAGGCGUUGACUGGGACAUUCCUCGGACAAAGCGAUUGAUUCUUGAUGGAUUCUUCACGGAUACCUAUGUAAACGGCGAAGGAGAGAAAUCUGAAGUGCCGGCCUCAGCAGGGUAAGUGUCGACGGCACAAGACACCUACUGAGGCCAUACAAUACUCGUUGACUCGCUCUGGGCGAUAUCACACAUGCGCUGGC
Messenger RNA from Fomitopsis serialis, 1652 nucleotides. RefSeq lists its product as uncharacterized. NCBI's taxonomy places the organism in Eukaryota, Fungi, Basidiomycota, Agaricomycetes, Polyporales, Fomitopsidaceae. The transcript is spliced from 3 exons. The record is from RefSeq and is a predicted model, not a curated record. The coding region runs from base 127 to 1467 and encodes 446 amino acids.